Molecule: messenger RNA, 1944 nt
Organism: Rattus rattus (black rat)
Lineage: Eukaryota; Metazoa; Chordata; Mammalia; Rodentia; Muridae
Product: complement component receptor 1-like protein
Exons: 12
Coding region: 1-1944 (647 amino acids)
Source: RefSeq, a predicted model, not a curated record
AUGGAGAUGAGGAGGCCUGCUGCAGUGGUAGAAGUCCUGAGUCCCACAGCAGCCAGCAAGAGGUGGUGGUCAGAUGGUGUAGAUGGUGUGGCAUCAGGAGCAACUGAAUCCCUAGGCACCACAAAUGCACAGCCAAUGUUGAGCAACCGCAACUGCACCCUGGUCCAAGGGUGGACUGAGGGCAAUGUGACGAUGCAGAGGGAGCAUCCACCAAGUGGAUCUCUCAGUCGGAUCCACCAAGGCUCUGUGCCUCAGGCCCACGGAGGCCAGUGCCCAGCCCCACCACCAUUUCCUUAUGCCAAACCUAUAAAUCCAACUGAUGAAUCCACGUUUCCCGUUGGAACAUCUUUGAAGUAUGAAUGUUGUCCAGGAUAUAUCAAGAGACAGUUCUCUAUCACCUGCCAAGAAAACUCAGUGUGGACAAGUCCUCAAGACAUGUGUAUACGUAAACAAUGUGAAACUCCUUUAGAUCCUCAGAAUGGCAUAGUACAUGUAAACACAGACAUUCGGUUUGGAUCCUCUAUCACUUAUACCUGUAAUGAAGGAUACCGCCUCAUUGGUUCCUCCUCUGCUAUGUGCAUCAUCUCUGAUCAGAGCGUUGCCUGGGAUGCCAAGGCACCUAUUUGUGAAUCAAUUCCUUGUGAGAUACCCCCAAGCAUUCCCAAUGGAGAUUUCUUCAGUCCUAACAGAGAAGAUUUUCAUUAUGGAAUGGUAGUUACCUACCAGUGCAACACUGAUGCGAGAGGGAAGAAGCUCUUUAACCUGGUGGGUGAGCCCUCCUUACACUGUACCAGCAUCGAUGGUCAAGUUGGAGUCUGGAGUGGCCCUCCUCCUCAGUGCAUUGAACUCAACAAAUGUACUCCUCCCCAUGUUGAAAAUGCAGUCAUAGUGUCUGAAAACAAAAGCUUGUUUUCCUUAAGGGAUAUGGUGGCGUUUAGAUGUCAGGAUGGCUUUAUGAUGAAAGGAGACAGCAGUGUGUGUUAUGUCCGAUCCCUAAACAGAUGGGAGCCUCAGUUACCAAGCUGCUUCAAGGGUAAGUCUGACCUGGGCUUCGAAGUGUGCAAUGCCAUGGAAUUGGGACUGGGGAUAGGGUUGGUUCUGGAUGAGGGAAUAAAGAGUCCUGUGCCCCCGACAUGUGCAGGUCCCAAGGCUGCUAUCUUGCUUGACAUAUAUGGCUUAUGUUUUUAUUCACCAUACACUGCUGUUAUUUCUGUUUGGCUUUUUUAUUUUUCUCCAGUGAAAUCCUGUGGUGCUUUCCUGGACGAGCUUCCUAAUGGGCAUGUAUCCGUUCCACAAAAUCUUCAACUCGGGGCCAAAGUGACCUUUGUUUGUAAUACAGGGUGUCAAUUAAAAGGCAAUUCUGCUAGUCAUUGUGUUCUUGAUGGAGUGGAAAGCAUUUGGAAUAGCAGUGUUCCUGUGUGUGAACAAGUGAUAUGUAAACUCCCUCAGGAUAUGAGUGGAUUCCAGAAAGGGUUGCAAAUGAAAAAAGAUUAUUACUAUGGAGAUAAUGUAGCCUUGGAAUGUGAGGAUGGGUAUACUCUAGAAGGCAGUUCUCAGAGCCAGUGCCAGUCCAAUGCCAGCUGGGAUCCUCCUCUGCCCAAAUGUGUCUCUAGUAAGUGCAAAGUUGAAGGGUGGAGCCCCUCCUCAGCCUGGUCACUGACUGCCCAGUCAUCUCUGUAUCCUGUGCCCACUGUGAUGGGGUACCAGUUGACUGGAUAUACUUAUGAGAAGUGUCAAAAUGCUGAGAAUGGGACUUGGUUCCAAAAGAUUGCAGUUUGUACAGUUAUUCUCUGUCCACCUCCACCAACAAUUGCAAAUGGUAGUCACACUGGCAUGAUGGCAGAGCACAACAAUUAUUAUACAAAAACAAGACCCAAAGAUGGAGCUCUUCAUUUAGAAACUCGAGAAGUAUAUGCUGUUGAUCCAUACAACCCAGCAAGUUGA